Saprolegnia parasitica CBS 223.65 is the source of this 2761-nucleotide messenger RNA. RefSeq lists its product as hypothetical. The transcript is spliced from 10 exons. Bases 1 to 2685 code for a protein of 894 amino acids. Gene Ontology annotation, biological process: phosphatidylinositol metabolic process; G protein-coupled receptor signaling pathway; cell surface receptor signaling pathway. Gene Ontology annotation, cellular component: membrane. The record is from RefSeq and is a predicted model, not a curated record. Gene Ontology annotation, molecular function: G protein-coupled receptor activity; phosphatidylinositol kinase activity. NCBI's taxonomy places the organism in Eukaryota, Oomycota, Saprolegniomycetes, Saprolegniales, Saprolegniaceae.
AUGGCGUCCCGGCGAAGCAAGCGCGGGCCUGGGCGGAACCCGACGACGAUGUCGUCGAGCUCGGCGACUGCGGCGCCCGAUGGGCUACCGGUCAUGGAAGACAACACGAGCCCGUAUGGCAUGCCGGACCACUACAUGCACAUGCAGGAGCUCACGCCGAGCCUGCGCGACCAGUACAUGGCGCCGCCGGCGUCGCGCGACCAGCCGCCGUCCAACAACACGAUGGCCGGUACGCACAUCCAUGUGAUCGACAAGGAGUUCCAGAAGCAGUUCCGCGGGCGCAUGACCGGGCAAACCAACGCCAAGAUCCACUGGAUGGAGAACAAGAAGAGCCAGGUCAUGGGCAUCUGCUGGACGAUGGCAUGCUUGGGCUUGACGCUGGCCUUUUACAACUACCGCUGGGCGGGCCUCAUUGCCGGCUCGGUCAACACGAUCGUCUGUGGCCUCGCGGUCGUCGUGACGUACUCGCAGAAGCGCGAGUGGCAUCAACACCCGAACCCGAUCGUCCACAUGCGCAGUUGCCUUAGCAUCUUCCUCGCGAUCUGCCUCCUACUCAACGUCUAUGUCGACUACGACCCGAAGCCGAUUCCGAACAGCGACUUCAACUCGACCAAAGCAUGCAAGAACCUCGCGGGCCUGACCGAGUUCUUCUUCUUCUCGUCCGAAGCUUGGGGCCUCGUCAUGGCCAUCGACCUUCUCUCGUCGCUCAACGACCCGUUCAAGAGCUACAAGCGCUCGAUGAAGUUUUACCACGCCUUUGUCUGGACCGCCAGUCUGGUCAUGGGCGUGGUGACGUUUGCAGCAGAGUACGACGGCCUCGAAGCCGGCGGCUUCUUCCAGGUCGACGGUCGCGCCGUCAACACCUCCGCGCCGGCCAAGUACCUCAUUGGUUUCUGCCUCGCGUCGUCGCGCAACCUCGAUGAGCCCAUCAAGAGCAACAACAAGUUGGCCACGGUGGGCAAGGACGAAGACGUCGGAGCCAAAUUCUUUCGGAUCCAGACCUGGCCGUGGAUCUUGCUGUAUGGCUUUGUGAUCUUUGUCCUGAUCGUGUCGCUCGUUGUGCUCUUGAUUGCGUGGCGCCGGCUCUACUCUGGCGGUGUGCCCAAGACGUACAACCUCCGUCUCCGCGUUCUCAACUACAUUUCUCUGUUUACGGGGGCGCUGGUGUUUUACUGGCUCUUCCUUCUCUUCCUCUACAUGUCGACAUACUUUGUGACCAACUCGGCGACGCAUCAAGACGACUUGGCGCCCAUGGUCCUCAAGCAAUUCUUCAUGUUUCUCAUCGCGUCCAAGGGCUACCUCGAGUACAUCAUUUGGUUCGCCGUCAACAACGUCCAGAAGACCCGCGGCAAGGGCCGCAACCACGACGUUGACGUCGACUUGAGUCCCCAAGUCAACCUCGCCUUGCGCUCCGAGAUUCUCUACUACACCACGUCGGGCAUCAAGCAGUCGGUGCAUGAAGUCGGGAACGGCUCGAAUACGUCCGAGAUGUUUCUGCUCAACGACGGCUCGUCCGACGACAAGCACAACAAAGCCAUCAAGUUUUGGUCGUACGCGCCAACGACGUUCCGUGCGAUCCGCGAGACUUUUGGCAUCGGCGAUCACGAGUACACGAGCCUUUUCUCGGCGACAACCAAGGAACGGUUUAGCGAGGGUCGAAGCGGUGCCUUUAUGUUUUACACGUCCGAUGAGAGCUUUAUCGUCAAGACCAUGUCGCGGGAAGAGUGCGACUUGCUGCGGCGCAUGGCGCCCAAGUACGCGACGUACCUCAUGUCGCACCCGCACUCGCUCUUGACCAAGUUUUACGGCUGCCACGCCGUGCUCUUGUACGGCAAGAUGUACUACUUUGUCGUGAUGGGCAACCUCUUUGCGAACACGCAAGUGAUCCACCACCGCUACGACAUCAAGGGCAGCUGGGAAGACCGCAACGCGACGAUGCCCAAAGUCGGCGGCAAGGUCACGUGCCGCUACUGCAACGCGCGCUACACGUUUGGGAGCACGAAAUCGCAAGAGUGCGGCGACGGCCUCAACUACCACGAGCCCAACAUUGUCUUGAAGGACAACGACUUGAUGACCAAGGUCCGGAUCGAUCCGCGCUCGGCCGAGCAGCUCUACGACCAGAUCUGCUUCGACUCGGACUUUCUCUACGACCAAGGCAUCAUGGAUUACAGCCUCCUCAUGGGCGUCCAGAGCUGCGAGUACUACGUCGAGCCGGGCAUCGUUGGCGGCGCACACGGCAACGGCAUCCAGUCGGCCUCGGCGUUUGCGACCCAGAUGGCGACCAGUGUCAACGGCCCGGCCUUGUACCAGUUUGGCAUCAUUGAUUUCCUCCAGCAAUGGACGUUCGAAAAAAAGUUUGAGCGCUUCUACAAGCGGUACGCCAAGCGGAAGGACCCGGACGGCAUCUCGGCCAUGCCGCCCAAGCAGUACAAGCUCCGGUUCCAGCAAAAGAUGAGCCAAGUGUUUGCGAUCUCGAAAGGUCUCUCAAACCCGUUUGCGGGCCAGCAGCCGAUCUGGCUCGACGUGCUCGACCAAGGCGUUGCGUCAUCGACCCGCAACAACGGCGUCUUCCGCGAGAACGCGACGACGUUCAACCAGUACGUGGACGAAGCCAACUUGCGCCAUACGACCGCCAUGGUGCUCUCGGACAACGAGCGCGACACGCGCCACGUCAUUCCCAAGUAGGGCUCCCUCUCUUGUCGUGUCCCUCUACUUAUUAACUACGCGAUGCUGCAAUGUGUAUAUACAUUUUGUCACAAAC